Molecule: messenger RNA, 519 nt
Organism: Dermacentor andersoni
Lineage: Eukaryota; Metazoa; Arthropoda; Arachnida; Ixodida; Ixodidae
Product: carboxypeptidase inhibitor-like
Biological process (GO): negative regulation of endopeptidase activity; blood coagulation
Molecular function (GO): metalloendopeptidase inhibitor activity
Source: RefSeq, a predicted model, not a curated record
CUGCGCACGAUCGUGACGAGCAUUCAAAAGGCGCCGCUCCGACUCGAAGCCAGCCGACGAUCGAGCAAAAACUCCUGGCAGCCAUGGCGGCCCCGCUCUUGGUCGUCUGCUUUGCCCUGGCACUAGCAUUCAGCCAGGCCAACGACUGCGUUUCAAGGGGUUUCGGCUGUCUUCCGCAAUCCGACUGCCCGCAGGAGGCUCGCCUGAGCUACCAAGGCUGCUCGACCGUCUGCUGUGACUUGUCGAAAGUAACCGGCUGCAAGGGCAAGGGAGGCGAGUGCAACCCGCUCAACCGCAUCUGCAAGGAGCUGGAAAGUGAAAGCUCAUCCUGCCCCAGGGACCAGAAAUGCUGCGUAUGGCUCCAAUAACGAAGCCUCGUCUCCCACGGCACCCAGCUCUUCGUGCUCUCGGGUUGCUAGGGGCGCAGCCUACAACGUCGUCGUUAUGGUCAUUCGAUCGCAAGACUCUUAAAACGAGUUACGAAUAAAGGUGACGAAUAAAAAUUAUAUAUGAGAUGAA